Messenger RNA from Seminavis robusta, 1364 nucleotides. The record is from the annotation of a GenBank genome assembly. NCBI's taxonomy places the organism in Eukaryota, Bacillariophyta, Bacillariophyceae, Naviculales, Naviculaceae.
GUGUCUCACCAAGUGCAAGUCCUUCACUUGCCAGUUCCGCCCCAUCUGAGUCUGCAGCACCCAGUGCAUCACCAUCAGGAGGUCCCAGUGUCUUGCCAAGCGUGAGUCCUACAUCUGGCAGUGCCGCUCCAUCUGAGUCACCAUCUUCAAGUCCCAGCAAGAGUGUCUCUCCAAGCGGAAGUCCUUCACUUGCAAGUGGGGCUCCAUCUGAUUCACCAUCUUCAGGUCCGAGCAAGAGUGUCUUGCCAAGUGCAAGUCCUACAGUUGGCAGUGCGGCUCCAUCUGAGUCUGCAUCUCCGAGUGUAUCACCAACUACAAGUCCAAGCAAGAGUGUUUCCCCUACCAUUCCUCAGCCAAGCUCCAGCCCCAGUGAUGCACCUAGUUCUAACCCAAGCUCUGCCCCUAGCACCGCCCCAACUGUCCCUCAACCAAGCUCCAUCCCUAGUGCUUCACCAAGCGCUCUGCCCAGCUCAGCUCCUAGCAGCAUCCCCACUGUUCCACAACCAAGUGGUGCUCCUAGCACCAGCCCUACUGUUCCAGAGCCAAGCUCCAGCCCCAGUGUUGCACCUAGUUCAAAACCAAGCUUGACUCCUAGCAUCAACCCAACUAUUCCCCAACCAAGUUCUGGUCCCAGUGUUGCACCGAGUGGUCCUCCAAGUUCCAUCCCUAGCAACAUCCCCACUAUGCCGCAGCCAAGCGCGGCUCCCAGUGCUGCUCCUAGUUCAAAACCAAGCUCUGCUCCUAGCACCAGCCCUUCCGCCCCAGAGCCAAGCUCCAGUCCGACUGCUUCACCUAGUUCAAAUCCAAGCCAUUCCCCUAGCUCAAGUCCAACUGUACCAGAGCCAAGCUCCAGCCCCACUGUUGCACCAAGCCACUCCCCUAGCUCUUCACCAACAACUCCCCAACCAACAGGAAGCCCUACUGCUGGUGCAGCUCCCACAUCCAGCUCUGGAGAAUUGACAAGUUUUUCUCUUGUUAAUCUAUCCACUGGUGAUAAAAUUGACUUGCCAUCAUCAUUCACUGCUUCCUCCUUGGGAUACAACUAUGACAUCAUGGCUGAAGGUAGCUUUGGCGGAAAUUGGUAUGUCAAGUUCUUUGUGAAUGGUGAUGAAAUUUUCGAGGAUGACUCGGAAGACUUUACUGUCUGUGAUGGUGCCUGCACUUCCUCUGCAAACUUUGGGGGGGCUGGGUAUUCAUCCACGGCAUUCACCCUCGAAGCCAAAGUUUUCAACAAUGGUAAUCAGGAAAAGGGUUCAGUGUCAGCAAGCAUAACGAUUGAAGCAUAAGCGACAGAUCUGCUUCCCAUAUAUCCAUAAAUUCUAGAAACAAUUUGACUGGAAACAAGAAAUUGAAUUUGUGCAGCU